AUGGUAUUUCCUGUACUCCCACUUUAUGAGUCCACAGGCAAACCUCUGUUGUCUGUUGUUGGCCAAGCUCUUUACAGAUUUAAUGGAUCUAAUACUGAUGCAAUAGUUCAAAUUUCCAAGUACACUCCAAACUUGAAUGUGUUUGUCGAAUUGGCGGUCAAUGAGAUAUCUGAUGCUAUUGUUGAACAAUUACUCUCAUUAUACAACAAUGGAGUUUGUUCGGUUUUAGCAACUCCCGAACAAGGAAGUGUUAUUCUUGAAAAAAUCCCAAAUGCAAGAAUUACAUAUAAGGCAUCCGAGAACAAACAAUAUCAGUCUAUUGCCUACGUUUUGGGAUCAUCAUUACCGCAGACCAUUGAUGAAAAGAUUACUGCUUUUGUUUAUGUUGAAGACACGUUAUCCCUUGAGGAAUUACAAAAGCUCGUUAAGUCAGGUUAUAUUCCGAUUAUCAAAUCAGACUUAUUGACAAAUGAGUACGAAGAUGUCAAGGGUCAAUAUCCAUUAGUUGAUUUUAUUAUCCCUAAAAUUGUCACCGAUCGUGCAGAUGGACUAUACACUACUCUGGUUGUGGAUUCAUCAAAUCAAUCUUUGGGUCUCGUGUAUUCAUCUGUAACUUCUAUUUCCGAAUCAAUUAGAACCGGUACAGGUGUUUAUCAAUCCAGGAAACAUGGUUUAUGGUAUAAGGGCAAAACCUCUGGUGCAACCCAAAAAUUAAUUUCUUUUGACCUAGACUGCGAUUCCGACUGUUUGAAGGCAAUAGUCGAGCAAUCUGGAUCUGGAUUUUGCCACCUGAGUACUAACUCAUGUUUUGGCAAUUUUACAGGCUUGAAAGCCCUGGAAGCGACUCUAUUUCAACGUAAAACAGAUGCACCAGAAGGUUCGUACACUAAACGUCUUUUUGAUGAUGAAUCGUUGUUGAACGCUAAGAUCAAAGAGGAAGCAGAAGAGUUAGCAGAUGCCAAAACCAAGGAAGAAAUUGCUUGGGAGGCUGCUGAUCUGUUUUAUUUUGCAUUGGCUAGAUGUGCGAAAUAUAAUGUUACCUUAGCUGAUAUUGAAAAGAACUUGGACAUGAAAGCAUUGAAAGUUUCAAGAAGAAAGGGCGAUGCGAAACCUAAGUUUAUUGAAAAGAAGCAAUCAACAGAGAAGUCGGAAAUUAAUGAAAGACAUAUUGGCCCAGAUGACAAGAUUUAUUUGAAUAGAAUCAAUGCUGCAACUGCAUCAAAGGAAGAAGUUGAAGCGUGCUUGGAAAGACCAAUCCAGAAAUCGGCAGAUAUUAUGUCAUUGGUUACUCCGAUUGUUGAGAAUGUCAAGGCGAACGGAGAUAAGGCUCUAUUGGAGUUAACUGCUAAGUUUGACAGGGUUCAGUUAGAUUCACCCGUUUUAUUUGCUCCUUACAAGCCUGAUAUGAUGCAAAUCUCAGAGAAGCUAAAAAAGGCGAUCGAUGUAUCAUUUGAAAAUAUCAGGAUUUUCCACGAAGCUCAAAAUCAAAAGGAUAUUCUAACGGUGGAAACAUCGCCAGGAGUUUACUGUUCUAGAUUUGCUAGGCCUAUCGAGAAGGUUGGUUGUUAUAUUCCAGGUGGAACUGCUGUUUUGCCAUCAACAUCGUUGAUGUUAUCUGUUCCAGCAUUAGUUGCUGGUUGCAAGGAGAUUAUCUUUGCUUCUCCACCUGGUAAGGAUGGUAAACUAACUCCAGAGGUUGUUUAUGUAGCACACAAGGUUGGCGCCAAGUGUAUUGUUAUGGCAGGUGGAGCACAGGCUGUAGCAGCUAUGGCUUAUGGUACCGAGAGUGUUCCAAAAUGUGAUAAAAUUAUGGGUCCGGGUAAUCAAUUUGUCACUGCUGCUAAGAUGUUAGUCUCUAAUGAUUCCAAUGCAUUAUGUGCCAUUGAUAUGCCAGCAGGUCCAUCUGAAGUAUUAGUCAUUGCUGAUAAGCAUGCCGAUCCUGAUUUUGUUGCCAGCGAUUUACUCUCACAAGCUGAACAUGGUAUCGAUUCCCAGGUCAUUCUACUGGCUGUUGACAUGACUGACGCAGAAGUUGAUUCCAUUGACGAAGCUGUCCAUAGACAAGCUUUAGCGCUACCGAGAGUCGACAUUGUUAGAAAAUGUAUUGCACAUUCCACUACAAUUGUAGUCAAAACGCUGGAUGAGGCAUUUGAAAUGUCCAACAAAUAUGCUCCAGAGCAUUUGAUUUUGCAGAUUGAGAACGCAGAAGAAUGGGUUCCUAAGGUUGACAAUGCAGGUUCUGUCUUUGUUGGCGCAUUAUCGCCAGAAUCUUGUGGUGAUUAUUCCUCCGGUACUAACCAUACAUUACCUACGUAUGGUUAUGCUAGGAUGUACAGCGGAGUGAACACAGCAACCUUCCAAAAGUUCAUCACUUCUCAGGUUGUCACAAGGGAAGGUUUGAAGAACAUCGGUCCUGCAGUUAUGGAUUUGGCUGAGGUUGAAGGUCUUGAUGGCCACCGUAACGCCGUUAGGGUGAGAAUGGAUAAACUUGGUAUGCUCCCUGAAGGAUACUGA
Pichia kudriavzevii is the source of this 2514-nucleotide messenger RNA. RefSeq lists its product as uncharacterized. The record is from RefSeq and is a predicted model, not a curated record. Gene Ontology annotation, cellular component: cytoplasm. NCBI's taxonomy places the organism in Eukaryota, Fungi, Ascomycota, Pichiomycetes, Pichiales, Pichiaceae. The transcript has a single exon. Gene Ontology annotation, molecular function: histidinol dehydrogenase activity; NAD binding; metal ion binding. Gene Ontology annotation, biological process: L-histidine biosynthetic process. Bases 1 to 2514 code for a protein of 837 amino acids.